This is a messenger RNA of Thermothelomyces thermophilus ATCC 42464, 2068 nucleotides long. RefSeq lists its product as uncharacterized. The record is from RefSeq and is a predicted model, not a curated record. The transcript is spliced from 4 exons. Bases 59 to 1978 code for a protein of 639 amino acids. Gene Ontology annotation, cellular component: RZZ complex. Gene Ontology annotation, biological process: mitotic spindle assembly checkpoint signaling; endoplasmic reticulum to Golgi vesicle-mediated transport. NCBI's taxonomy places the organism in Eukaryota, Fungi, Ascomycota, Sordariomycetes, Sordariales, Chaetomiaceae.
GGCACUGUUGCCGGCACGAGUUCUAUCGUAAGCGUUCCUGACUGGCGUAGAUGAGCCAAUGAGCCUCGAGGACGCAGUAAUAGGUCUGAAAGCAUUCAAGGAGGUCGACCGGCGAAUGAGCCGGCUCUGGGACGGCAUUAACGAUGCCGUCCUUCUUCCACGGAUGGACAUCACAAAGGACACGCUGCCCGGUAUUCAUACGCAAGACAACUACAUGGAACUCCGAGGCUCGGCAGACAAAACCGUGCACUCUCUGUUCGCAGACCUCGAGCAGGUUUUCUCCUUCCUAGUUCAUAAGCUUCCUCCCGACCUCAUUGAAACCAUCUCUUCCACCUUGUUACCAGAGAUUAUCGGCAAGGUCACGAAUGUCUGGCUCGACUCGGCCAUCCCAUCAUCGCUUCAGGCCAUGGACCGGUUCGAGGAGGUCAUCGGAGCGGCGAAGGAUUUCUGCACCAGGUUAGAGGCUCUCGGCUUGUCAAAUCUCGGCGGGUUGAAUCAGUGGACGGAGAAUGCGCCGAAGGCGUGGCUCUCGAAAUGCAAAGAAGCUGCGCUGGAUUCGGUGCGGACCAAGCUUUCCCAAGGACUUGGCGCAUCGAAACGGGUGGAAAAGGUUGAGAAGCAGAUGGUCUCGAAAUCUGAAGGCCAACAACUGGUCUCCAAUAGCGCAGCGGCUUUGGCGUCUGACGAGGACCAUGGCUGGGACGCCUGGGACGACGGGGAAGAGACGGCGCAAGCAGCGACAGCAGAUAAAGGGGCGGACGUACCCCCGGACGGCGACGAUGACGGCGCUGAUGCGUGGGGAUGGGGGGAGGAGGAAGCCACAGUGGACGAACCAGAGGGGAGCAAGGAAGGACCCGGAGAGAGUAAGGCAGAGGACGAAGACGAUCCCACAGAAGCCUGGGGAUGGGGGGAUGAAGCUGAAGCCGGUGAGCCCGAAGCACCAGAGAACCCGCCUGCGCCGCCGCCAGCGCCGCAGACGAGAGAGCUGGUCUUGAAAGAGACCUACAGCAUAUCGUCUCUCCCCCAGCCUGUUCUGGACUUGAUCUUUUCGAUAGUGGAAGACGGCGCCGCGUUAACGCAAGACCGCUACGUGGACAGCCCUGUUGCCGCCCAGGCAGCGGGACUGUUUAGCCUCCCAACGCUCGCCCUGGCCAUGUUCCGCGCCGUAUCGCCUCAUUACUACGCUCCGAGCGUCGGCGGCAACAUGUGCCUCUACAACGACUCGACCUACCUCGCAGAUCAGCUCGCUGAGUUUGCCGCCGCAUGGAAGACGCGCAGCGACAUCAGCACGCGCGCCCGGCAGAUGCUCCGCCUCGACAACGACAUCAAAUUGCUCCGGUCAUUUGCCAACCGCGCCUACACCAACGAAUUGGGCAUCCAGAAGACCGUCUUACGGGACCUACUUGGAGGCGAGCAGAACCUCGUCCACCAGCCGGAUGCGGCGGCGUCCAUCUCGUCGGCGACCGCCCGGGUGCGCGCCCUCGCGACGGCGUGGGAGGACAUACUGGCACGCUCGGUGUGGCAGCAGGCCGUCGGCGCGCUGGUGGACGCGAUCGCGAGCAAGAUGAUUGCCGACGUCACGGACUUGGCGUCCAUCGGCCAGGAGGAGGCGUACCACAUUGCCGGCCUGAUCUCGUCGGUGGAGGAGCUGGACGAGCUGUUCCUGCCGAGCCGUUGGCAGGGAGACAAGAAGAAGAAAAAAGAAGGAGGGAAUGAGGGGGGGGGCGAGGGAGAGGGAGAGGAAGAGGUGCCGGUAACGGCACAGUUUGCGGGCAACUGGUUGCGCCUAAAGUACCUGAGCGAGGUGUUGCAGAGCAACUUGCGGGACGUGCGGUUCCUGUGGGUCGAGGGGGAACUGAGCUUGUAUUUCACGGCCGAAGAGGUGGUGGAUCUGGUGAAGGCCAGCUUCGAGGACAACCCCAGGACGCGGGAGGUGAUUCGCGAGAUCAGGGGGAACCCGAGGCCGCUGGGGGAGUGAUAUGAGAGGACAUAAUAAUAUGCGUAUACACAUACAGGGACGGCCGAGCAGGUUGGGUAGGGAUGAAGCUGUCAAAUACCAAGGCGUUCG